CUCGAAGAAAGCAGCAAUUUUUUCUUACGUAAAAAGCAUAUGUGUGAAAUAUAUAGGAAAGAAAAAUUCGAAUAUUUGAUAAUAAUUAAUUAUAUAUAGAAUUCGAAUGAAAACGAGAGUUGUGUUAUUUCUUGCUCUCGAAAGAUAUUUCGGUUCUUGAUCGCUUAUCUUCUAAACUUAUUUAUAAGUAUAUUUCAUCGAUACACUUAAGAAUAUAAAGAGAGAGAUGGAAUUGAACGUGACGAUAGAAUCUUGGACAGGAAUAUAUGGAAUAUAUUAGAGGGAAUUAAAGACGUCGGUUGCGUACCAACGCAUUGGAACUAAAGGAUAUAAAUAAUGUUAAUGGAUGUCGGACAACUCGAUUCAUAAGUACAAUUAUCGUGGCUACGAGACUUUUUACUCUUCAAUUCACGUAACGAGAGCCCUUGAAAUAAGUAACGAAUAUGGAGGAUGACACGUUCUCGUGGAAGCGUAUACGGAACGGUGAUUGUCCGAGCGAGAGCCAAAGAAGAAAAAAACUAGAGGACAUUAGAGCAAAACACUCGAUGCAAGGACACUCUUGUUGUUACGAAUCGAGAAUAUAAAACUGGUUCGUCGGAUGAGAGAAGUGGGAUAGUUGGUUCAAUUCGAAGAAUAUUACGCAUUCCCAAACGUUUUAUGACAUUGUUAUCGCGAAACUGGAUAAUAAUGAGGAAAAAUUCUAAAGGAACAACAAAUGUAUUCAAUAUUCGAAUGAAAAUUGUAAAUAAACGUAUUAUUUGGUGGAUUUUUUUUUAACAAAAUUUCAAUCUCAAAACUCUAGCAUAAAGAUAAUGGAGAGUUAAAUUCAAACUCUGUGAUCUGUGUAUAUCAGUUUUAAUAUACUGUAAAUAUCAAAGACAAAAAAAAAGGACAAAAGGAUAUUUUACAAUUCCCAUGCUCGAUGCAAAAUGAUAAAUUCAUCGAAGAACAAACAUGAUCCCGCACGAAUAUGUUGUAAACGUUGUUCUUACUGGAGAAAACAUUAAAUCGAAAGGGUGGGGGCAAUGCAUAAAAGUUAGACGUAUCUCAUGAUUCGACAUCACUCGAUGAGUGUUCACCGGACAGUAGGCAGGUUUUGUUACGCGAGGGAACGGUAUUUGUCUAGACUCGUGAAAGUUGCUCCUUGACCGAUUGUGGUAGUUGGUCAACUGUUUUAUUAAUUCGUCGAACUUCAGCGUCGAACAUCGAAAGGAAAUGUUACGCUCACUGUUGGUGGCGUUAUUUAUAUCGCUAGUAUGGGGAAUAUCAACAUCUCAGGAUACGAAUAAGACUGACAACUUGAUAAAGGCUAAAGAAUUUCUAAAUAAACUCGACAAGCAAUAUGCAGAAUGGAACAAUAAGCUAACGCUCGCUGAAUGGAAAUAUGCAUCGAAUUUGACUAAAGAUAAUUUAGCGGAUAAAUUGAACGUAUCUUCAAAAGCGGCACAGUACUUUAAAUCCGCAUGGCAGGAAGUGAACCAAUUCCCGUGGAAGGAUAUUGAGGAUGAACGCAUCAAAAGACAAUUUUCAAAACUUAGCGUUCUAGGUUAUGCAGCACUUCCUGAAAAUCUUUAUCAAGAAUAUGAGAAAAUUAUAAGUGAAAUGGAAAACAUCUAUAGCACUGCCAAAAUUUGUGAUUACAAUAAUCGAACAAAAUGCGAUCUCGCUUUAGAACCGGAAUUAACGGAUCUUUUAAAAAAGAGCCGCGAUCCUGAAGAACUGAAAUACAUUUGGACCGAGUGGAGAAAUGCCACUGGUAAAAAAGUGAAAUUUUUGUUCAUGAGAUACGUUGAAUUAAGUAACAUGGCUGCCAGAUUAAAUAAUUAUUCUGAUAACGCGGCUUAUUGGCUGAAAGAUUAUGAGGCCGAUGAUUUCCCUGAACAAAUCGAGACACUCUGGCAACAACUGAAACCACUUUAUUUACAAUUACACGCUUAUGUUCGUCGCGAACUUCGAAAAAAGUACGGUGAAAGUAUCAUUUCGAAAGACGGUCCCAUCCCAGCACAUUUGCUAGGUAAUAUGUGGGCGCAAAGUUGGAGUAACAUCGCAAAUUUUACUACUCCGUAUCCAGGAAAACAAAUGCCAGACGUCACCGAUGCUAUGAUAAAGCAAGGAUACAAUGCGACAACUAUUUUCCGUGUUGCCGAAGAUUUUUUCACUUCAAUCAAUCUCACUGCAAUGCCGGAUCUUUUCUGGGAACGAUCGAUAUUAGAAAAGCCAAAAGAUCGCGAAUUAAUCUGUCAUGCUAGCGCCUGGGAUUUUUACGAUGGUAAAGACUUUAGAAUUAAACAGUGCACUGAAGUCACGAUGGAACACUUGUUAACCGCACAUCACGAAAUGGGUCACGUGGAAUAUUAUCUACAAUAUAAAAAUCAACCCACUUUUUUCAAAGAAGGUGCGAAUCCUGGAUUCCAUGAAGCAGUUGGUGAUGUUAUAGCACUUAGCGCAUCUACACCGAGCCACUUAAAAACCAUUAAAUUAUUGGAUGAUGAUUCAACUGAUGUGGAAGCUAAUAUUAAUCAUCUUUAUUUGAAAGGCCUUGAUAAAAUCGUCUUCUUACCAUUUGCAUAUGCGAUGGAAAAGUGGCGCUGGAGCGUAUUUCGUGGAGAAAUCACGCCAGAUGUUUAUAAUUGUUUCUGGUGGGAUAUUGCUGAAGCUUUUCAAGGUAUUGAAGCACCAAUAACUCGAUCAGAAAAUGACUUCGAUCCUGGUGCGAAAUAUCAUAUAAUAGCAAAUGUCGAGUACAUUAGAUAUUAUGUCAGUUUUAUAAUACAAUUCCAAUUUCACAAAGCUCUUUGUAUAGAAGCAAAACAAUACGAUCCGCAGAAUUCAAAUUCAAUACCAUUACAUAAAUGUGAUAUUUAUAAUAAUACAGCAGCAGGAAAUUUGUUAAAAUCAAUGUUGGAAUUGGGUUUCUCUAAACCUUGGCAAGAUGCAAUGGAAAAAAUUACUGGUCAAAGGAAUAUGGAUACUGCCGGACUAUUGGAAUAUUUCAAACCAUUGACAGAUUGGCUUACAGAAGAAAAUAAAAAAACAAACGAAUAUAUUGGAUGGAAAUCUAAAUCAAAAGGAUGCACAUGAAUUUUGGUCUAAUAGCCACUAAAAAAAAGAUGAAUGAAUAAAAAUAUAUGAAUAUAAUAUCUGAAUAAAAUAUGAAUAAAACAAAUAAAAAUAAA
This is a messenger RNA of Apis cerana (Asiatic honeybee), 3176 nucleotides long. Its product is annotated as angiotensin-converting enzyme. The record is from RefSeq and is a predicted model, not a curated record. Gene Ontology annotation, biological process: proteolysis. Gene Ontology annotation, cellular component: plasma membrane. NCBI's taxonomy places the organism in Eukaryota, Metazoa, Arthropoda, Insecta, Hymenoptera, Apidae. Gene Ontology annotation, molecular function: metallopeptidase activity; peptidyl-dipeptidase activity.